Arabidopsis arenosa is the source of this 1479-nucleotide messenger RNA. NCBI's taxonomy places the organism in Eukaryota, Viridiplantae, Streptophyta, Magnoliopsida, Brassicales, Brassicaceae. The record is from the annotation of a GenBank genome assembly.
UACGAGGAGGAAAAGGGGUAAAAAAGGAACAAGGAGAAAGAAAAAUGAGCGCGACGCAAACGCAGACGCAUGGACCGCACUCGCUGGCCUUCAGGGUGAUGCGACUCUGCAAACCGUCUUUCCAUGUCGAUCCUCCCCUCCGCAUUGACCCUUUCGAUCUUCUCGCCGGCGAGGAUUUCUCCGACGAUCCCUCUUCCGCCUCCUUGUUCCGCCGCCACGUUUCUUCUGCCGACGCUGUCGACUCCGAUCUCAGCUACCGAAAUAGAUUCCUCCUCAACCAUCCUACCGAUCCAAUCGGUCUCUCUGGUCUUCUGCUUCUUCCUCAGUCCUUCGGAGCGAUCUAUCUCGGAGAAACAUUCUGUAGCUAUAUCAGCGUCAACAAUAGUUCCACUUCAGAAGUUCGGGAUGUUACCAUUAAGGCAGAAAUUCAAACAGAGAGGCAGAGAAUCCUACUUCUGGAUACAUCCAAGUCACCUGUUGAAUCGAUACGGACAGGGGGACGCUAUGAUUUCAUAGUGGAACAUGAUGUCAAAGAGCUUGGAGCUCACACGUUGGUUUGCUCUGCAUUGUACAAUGACGCUGAUGGUGAGCGUAAAUAUCUUCCCCAGUUUUUCAAGUUUGUCGUUGCAAACCCACUCUCAGUCAGAACCAAGGUUCGAGUUGUAAAGGAGACUACAUUUUUAGAGGCUUGCAUUGAGAACCAUACAAAAGCAAACCUCUUUAUGGACCAAGUUGAUUUUGAACCUGCUAAGCAAUGGAGUGCUGUAAGAUUACAGAAUGAAGACUCAACAGAAGAUCCUCCAACCAGUGGUCUUAGUGGACUGAUACCUAAACCGCCAGUUAUAAUCCGAUCUGGCGGGGGUAUCCACAACUAUCUCUACAAGUUAAACCCAUCUGCAGAUGUUUCCGGGCAAACAAAAUUCCAGGGAAGUAAUAUCCUGGGUAAAUUUCAAAUAACAUGGCGCACAAAUUUGGGUGAACCUGGUCGCUUACAAACACAACAAAUUCUCGGUGCUCCAGUCAGCCGUAAAGAGAUUAAUAUGCGAGUUGUAGAGGUUCCAGCUGUUAUACACUUAAAUAGACCCUUUCCGGCAUACUUGAAUCUCACAAACCAAACCGAUAGGCAACUGGGACCCUUUGAGGUCUCACUGUCACAAGAUGAAUCACAAAUGGAGAAGCCGGUUGGUAUUAAUGGUCUCCAGACUCUGAUGUUACCCAGGAUUGAGGCAUUUGGCUCCAAUGAUUUCCAAUUGAAUCUUAUUGCCUCCAAGCUGGGAGUCCAGAAAAUAUCUGGGAUCACAGCCUUGGACACGAGAGAGAAAAAAACCUACGAACUUGUUCCAGAGAUGGAGAUAUUUGUAGAGUCAGACUAAGUUUGAAGACAGCCUCCCCGAGUGGUGUUCUUCAUCCACAGGUUUUGUUAUUGCACCUCCUCUGUGUUCAUUUUUUUUUGUUUCGUAAAAAAUAGUUUGGCUCUUU